Dentiscutata heterogama is the source of this 357-nucleotide messenger RNA. The record is from the annotation of a GenBank genome assembly. Lineage: Eukaryota; Fungi; Glomeromycota; Glomeromycetes; Diversisporales; Gigasporaceae.
AUGCAAGAUAUAUUAUUGAAUAUAAUUCAAAUUAUGACACAUGAUUUAACAAAUAAAGUAGAAAAUAGCCCUGAUGACAUGCAUAUUUUAUUUAAGCUUGGAGAAUUUUACCAGGAAAAUAAUCAAUACCACAAAUCACUUCAACAUUUAAAUAAGGCAUUGAAACUAGAGGCUGAAAAUAAUAUUACAGCAUUAAAACUUCGUGCCAAUACAUAUAUUAGAAUGGAUUUGAUAAAUUUUGUGUUGACUUAUGUAAAAUAUUGGAAACGAAAAUAUCGUUUAUCUAAAUCAAAAAUGUGUGCUACAAAAAUUGAAAACUUUGCUGGAACUAAAGCUGUUAAAAGACUUAGUUCUUAG